UUAUUUCGCCCUACCAGUCUCAUAGUUCGAGCAUAUUUAUCACCUACUUCACAAGUUUCGAUCUCUGCCCGCGUCCAGUGCGAUUUUUAUUGUCAAUUACGCCUUAAAAAGCCCUUCAAAAGUGAUAUAAGCCUAUUUAUCCAGUGAAGUGAGUGCCAACAAAUCGAAAGUGACACUAUCAGUCCGUUGCUGAUCAGAGCACGGUCGUCGAAAUCUCCGGCCCCGGUAGUAAAAGUAUCUUCCCUUUCACUCGCCGCGCUGCUGCCGAUCGGUCGAUCCGGUCAGUGUAUUUAUUCCGCCCUCUGAUCGUUUCUAUGCUUUGCGUCGGAGCCCCGAACGAGACAUUCCUAUCUAUAAGUGCAACUAUUUCACCAUAAUGACCGGAUGGGACAAUCGCGAUGAUGGAAGAUGUCACCGGCAGCGGCAAGCCGUGGGCCGAAAUCAUCGGAUCGCCUGGAUUCGAUGGACGCUAAUUAUGCUAAUUUUGAUCGUCGGCCAAUGUGACUCCCAGCUGGGCCGGCGUCGAAAUAGGAACGAGCGAUGUCCGAAGGUUCGUGCCAUGCGUAACUUCGAUCUCCCGUCCAUGAUGGGCUUCUGGUACGUCAUCCAAUACUUCGCCUCUUCGGAAACCCUUCCGGAAUACUCCUGCAUGCACAGCUCGUUCGUCACCUCGGACGGGUUGAUCACAAUGAACUUCACCUACUUCUUCUCGGACGAUCCCCUGCGGAACUUCCAGCAGGGCAACAUCACCUGGGUUAUUCCGAACUUUGCUCAACCGGCUCACUGGAUCCACGCCGAAUGGACUUACGAGGAAAUCUACAACACGUACGUCAUCGAUACCGACUACCGAUCGUGGGGCCUGAUAAUGCACUGCGCCGAGAAGACCAAAUCGCAAAAGUACCUAUCGGCGCUGAUGUUAUCACGGACGCCCACACUGACGCCGAAUGUUAUCAAUUUCCUACGGGAGAAGUUGCCCCGAUACGACAUCGAUCUGAGCUACAUGUUUGCCAUUCCGCAGAAGAAUUGCACCCACCUGGAGAUGGAUCCGAAGGCUUACUUUAAAUAUGAAACGGUUUAGUGUAGAUGGAUCCAAUCCGAUAUAUAACUACUUAUUCAUAGCUAUAAACUAAUUAUUAAAUGUAAUCAACAGCAAAAUACGAACAUAAAUGUAAAUAUUAAAUAAUACCCACAUCAAAUUGAA
Molecule: messenger RNA, 1201 nt
Organism: Armigeres subalbatus
Lineage: Eukaryota; Metazoa; Arthropoda; Insecta; Diptera; Culicidae
Gene: Karl
Product: lopap
Exons: 4
Coding region: 377-1078 (233 amino acids)
Biological process (GO): response to reactive oxygen species; lipid metabolic process
Cellular component (GO): cytoplasm
Source: RefSeq, a predicted model, not a curated record